GCCAGAAAGUUCCCAUGGUAACUGACACGCAACCCCCCCCCCUUCCCUGAGGACCUCUGCCUCCCUAUUACCAGUUUUGAAGAGAGACACCCAGCCCCCUUAGCAACGGUCGCCGUUGAAACGGAGGAGACGCCCCCCGCGGAUUGGCUGAGCUGAGCCUCUCUGCCGCGUAGAUUGGCUGGAGCGUCGCUGGAAGGCCAGGCCUUGGCAGUCGCUGCCCGAAAACUGGCUGUCCGAGACCGAGGCAGGACCCAGCCUGUGGAGACCCGUGGCACUAAGGAAUGAAGAGAUGCUCAGCCGAAAGCCCAGUCAGUUCCUAGGAGUGAGGGUGCAGUCGGAACCCGAACAGCCCUCCGAACUGCGGCAGGACCCAGAGAAGGAUCCCAGCUCAGUGGGCGGAUCGACGACGCGGACCGAAAUAGGUGUGCGGAUCGAGUCGGCAACACCGGCCUCCGCCUCCGUGGCAGCAGAUGAAUAUCCUGGAGCCAACUUGUUCCCGCCCCCGCUGCCCCCGCCACGGAUCUGCAUGUGGAAGUACCUGGAUAUCCAUUCCAUGCACCGGCUGGAGAAGACAGCCAACGUUGAGGAGAUGAGGGAGGUGCUGGUUGAACUGUUGGAACUAGGCUGUCCUGAACAGAGCCUGCGAGAUGCCAUCACCCUGGACCUCUUCUCCCAUGCACUCAUCUUCUGCCGCCAACAGGGCUUCUCACUGGAGCAGACAUCAGCAGCUUGUGCCCUGCUCCAGGAUCUUCACAAGGCCUGUGUUGCAACUCCCUUGGGCAACGUGGAGGAAUGCUACCGCUUCUUCACCAGUGCUCUCUUUUGCCAUGGAGUCAGGCGACCCCCCUUUAGCAUCAACCUCUUUAAGGAGGAACAGCUGUUGGCCCUGGCAGACUAUGUGGUCAACACCUACUUCCGCCACUUCAAACUGUAUAAAUAUGUCUUCACACCUCAGGUUCGGCUAGAUCUAUCUUUGACUUAUAUGGGGCUACAGCCACCCAAGAGCUAUCCAGAGGAGAAAGAAAGCAGCAAGGAGGCAGAGGAACAAACAGUCGCCUCAGAGGAAGAGAAACCAGAGACAGUGCCCCAGCCUGAGCAAGAGCCAAGCCAGGUCGGACUCCUCAGAACCUACAUCAAGACUCAGUUAAACAAGGAGCUGGGACAGAUCCAACAGCUGGUUGAGGAGCGACUCAAGGCCAGUGAGGAAAGGCUCAAUAGUAAACUGACUGCCCUAGAACAGCCCUUCCAGCUACCUCCACACAAAGGCAAGAACAAGACUAAGUAAUACCCAGUAUUUUCCCCAAUAAAGGCCUGGGCCAGAAUGGCCCCAUCCCCGCACCUCCUCCUGUGUACCUUCUGGGCUUUCCUG
This is a messenger RNA of Tupaia belangeri chinensis (Chinese tree shrew), 1369 nucleotides long. RefSeq names its product cilia and flagella associated protein 119 (gene CFAP119). The record is from RefSeq and is a predicted model, not a curated record. The transcript has 10 exons. Bases 290 to 1285 code for a protein of 331 amino acids. Lineage: Eukaryota; Metazoa; Chordata; Mammalia; Scandentia; Tupaiidae.